AUGUACGCACAGUAUCUGGAUACCUUUGGGAAUAUUCUCACUGCGACGAAGAAUUUGCGCAUCCUUAACUUCGAAGUUGGCAAUACUAGCUUCAUACUCCACCCACCAGUCACUCGUGCGCUUGCUCAGAUGCACGAGUUGCGAUACUUGUCCUGCCAUCUGGUUAGCCCCGGCGUGCUGUCGGUGGUCAAGUGUAUUCCUUCACGCAAUCUCGUCUUGCUCGACCUCUGGCACGAAGUUCAGUGGUUUCACGAUUUCUCUCCUCUUUUGUCCACGCUGGAAGCCUUCUCGAAGCUCUCUACACUCGUCAUGAACAGCUUCCUGCCAGGCCAGACCGACCUCGACACCGCCGGUACAUCGCUCCCGUCCAUCCGGCAUAUCACCCUCAAGGACGCGUCCGUAGCUGCCACGAACAUCCUCUACCUCUGCCCCAACAUCGACACGAUCGACUUCUCCCCAAACCACGAACAACAGUGCAUGCAAGGUCACACGGAUAUCCGGCCGAGAUGGCCCAAGGUCUCCCACCUCUCCGUGGGCAUCUGCCGUGCAACGAGGUGGGGCGGAGGCGUCGACGCGCGGCUCUCCCACGCCGACCUACAGACCGCCCUCGUCGAGCUGCUCGAGCGCCGCGCGAGCCCCGUCCCGCACCUCGAGCUCGCCGGCGGCGGGUUGGAGCUCACCCGCGACGGCGUCGCCGCCGUCGACGCCGCCACAUCGCGCUGGCUCGCCCGCCUCCUCGCGGCGCUCCAGCCGCGCGCGCUCACGCUCCCAGUGCACGCGGCCGGCUUCAACCAGAGCCCGCACGAGAGGCUCGACGGCUGGCUGUGGAUCCAGGUCGCGCGCGUGCUCCCGCGCCUGCGCGCGCUCACCCUGCGUCGCGUCGGACGCGAUAACUGGGUGCCCCCGGACACGCCACCGGCGGCGCUGGCGGAGCUCCCGCUCCGCUGCCUGUUCAUCGACGCCAGCCCCGUGCUCCCGUCGGAGAGCCGCAGGCUACGCUCGCCUUGCGUGGAGCUGGAGCGCGUCAGAGCGCUGGACGCGCUCCCCGCAAAGCUGCUCGCCGCGCUCACGGAGAUGCGAGUGCUGGGAAUCACGGGGACGGCGGCGCUGCCGGACGCCGCGGUGGACACCAGCGAAAAAUGGGGUCUGAAGGACCUGGGGGAAUGGAGGCGGGAGCACGGCGAGCACAACACGCCGUGGUGGCGCGUCGACGGCGAGGGGGCGGAGCGGAAGUUGGUCGAGCUCUGGCGCGAGUACGGAGAGCGAGCGCAGCAGCUGGUGGAAAACGCCGAGGAGUACCGCGUCGCCGACCUGGCCGAGAUAUAUCUGGACAAGUGCCGCUACGAGCCGUAA
Messenger RNA from Epithele typhae, 1353 nucleotides. RefSeq lists its product as uncharacterized. Bases 1 to 1353 code for a protein of 450 amino acids. The transcript has 3 exons. The record is from RefSeq and is a predicted model, not a curated record. NCBI's taxonomy places the organism in Eukaryota, Fungi, Basidiomycota, Agaricomycetes, Polyporales, Epitheliaceae.